Messenger RNA from Darwinula stevensoni, 2455 nucleotides. The record is from the annotation of a GenBank genome assembly. NCBI's taxonomy places the organism in Eukaryota, Metazoa, Arthropoda, Ostracoda, Podocopida, Darwinulidae.
CUUUCAGUUCUGAAUCACUUUUGAUGAAUUGAAGUACCAUUGAUGUGAGAGAGGGAGAGAAGAAUCUUUCAGUAUGUCCACUAGUGCAGUUGUGCCUCCAGAUAGGAGGAGAAGACGUGUUCGUGCACCAGUUGAUCAUUCUGAUAAUAUCUCUGAGUCUGGAGAAGAAGCUGAUUUGGGUAGUGGAGGUGGAGAAAGUGAUUACACUGAUGCAGAAGACAAUCUUGCCACUCCAUCUGAAGGUGACGAUGAUGAAAGAGCUCCUGAUGAAGAAGGUGGCUUGGAGGCUCUCUCAGAAGGAGGCCUUGACAAGGAUGAACAGGAUGAAGAGAAGCAUCCUUUAGAUGAUGAUGAGGACCGCAGGAAUCCACAAUAUAUUCCUAAAAAGGGGUCUUUUUAUGAGCAUGAUGACAGAACUUCUUCAUCUGAAGCUAAGGAGGAAGUGACCAAGAAAGAUGUUAAAGAGGAGAAAAAAAAGGUAUGGAAGGAUGCAGGUGACCGAUGGAUGCAUGACAAGUUCAAUGAGAAUGAACAGAUCCCCAAGUCUCGAGAGGAGCUCAUAUCAGCAUAUGGUUAUGAUAUUCGAGAAGAGGAUGGUCCACCCAGGGCAAGGAGGAGACGCAGAUAUGGGCGUGGCCCAAACAAGUAUGAUAGAAGAUGGGAAGAUGUUGAUGCCUAUUCAAAGCCUGUUAGAGGGUUUCCUGGACGUGGCAGAGGAAGAAGAGGAUAUGACAGAGGUUUUUAUCGUGGUGGAAGGGGAGAUUUUGCCAGACGUGGUCAGCCAGAACUGAAGGAUUGGUCAGAUCGACCAUAUCCUGUUCUUGAUGAUGAAGAUUAUUUCCCAUCCUUGGAAAGUGCAACUGCUAGGCAAAGACCUUUGAGAAAUGAAGAUUUAGACCCUGCCCAAGAUACAAAACGGAGCUACAGUGAACCAAGAGACAUAAUACCAUCCUCAAAGGAAGUGAAUGGCAUAAAUAAGCAUGACAAUAUGGCUGAAUCAUUUGACUUUUUGUCUGGAAUUGAAAGAGUGGAAAGAGAAACACAGACUGAAUCUCGGUUCUCAUACAGUCCUCGCUCCUCGUGGGUUAGAGGUGGAAAAAUCAGCCAUCGCCCUGGUGGCAAGCAAGUGGAACCACGUAGCUCAUCAGAGGGUCGGACUGGGAGAAAAGUUGAACUUCCUAAUGCUGAUGAGUCUCCUCCAAGUGAGCGAAAGGUUGAGCCCAAGGAGAAAAAGCCUUCACGUGGCAGUGGUGUUAUUCAUCGACAGCCAGAAGUUCCUCCUCGUUUGCAGGAAAGCCGCUCAAAGCGUUACUCAACUCAGAGGACUCGGAAUCUCAUGGAGGGGAUGGCAGGGCCUUCUCCUUUCCAACAAGGACAAAAUUUUUAUGAAGAUGGAUAUCAGGGGCAGCUGUAUGUGGAUACAACAGAAGUGGCUCAAACAUCAACAACAUUUUCUCCAGCCACUGCUCCACCAACUGCACCUCCUUUUCCAGCUCCCCCAACAUUCAUCCCAAGUACCCAGAGUCCUAGACUCUUUGCUCCACCACAUCCUCCUCCCCCUCCCCCAGCCCUUCCCUCUAGUUACUUGCCUUCUCACCCUCCACCUCCUCCUGAUGGUACUAUGCUCAAUUUCCCUCCUAGUGCUCAAUAUCCUACUCAGUUUCCCCCUCCUCCUGCUUUUCAAGGGUUUCCUCCCUUGCCUGUGUCACAACCCCAGGAAAUCUUCAGCAAUGGUGUUGCCUACUACAAUACUCAUAAUCAAGUUAUGCCUUCAAGAACUAUCCCCACUAAGAGACCAAAAGCUGCCAUCCCAAUAGUUCCUCCUCCAGAAUUGCAAGGAAAACCAGAAGAGUCUCAGCAAACUGACAGGAUGGAAUCUGGUGCAGAAGCAGCCAGGGAGGAUGUAUUAGUGGAAGAUGAUGAAUCCUUGAAACUUCCAGCUUCAGAUCACGAUCCUACCCAGGUUGUUUCUUCCCUGGCUGAUGCUGUGAGAGAAAUGGCCAUUCAGCCUGAUGAGCAGAGUCACAUUGAAGAGUGUUCUACAGAUGACACAUUUGAAGCUGCCAUCCCCUCUAAGAUAGCCCAACAAGAUGAAGAGAUACCUCAUAAUGUUGAAAUAUUGGUAAACAUGGGAGAAACCCCAAGACAAAAUGUAACUGAUGGAGUAGAUGUUGAAAAAGUCCCUGAUGUGUCUGUUCAGUUUGAUCAUUCCCUUGAGAGGGACAAUGAAAAAUCAAAUGGAGUUAUUGGAGAGGUGAGUCUAAAUACCCAUGAAAAAGAUGAAAAGUCAGGUCAAGGAAAGGAAGAGGCAGAUCCACAUACCCAAGGAAAGGAAGUUGAAAUACCAGACCAAGCCAUUGAAUCAGUGAGUGAAAGUAAGGAAAUAAUGGAAGAAAAAUUGUUUGACAAUGAUUUGAAGAAGCCCUGUAAGAGCCUCAUUGGUGCUAUUGUGUAG